AGUUUGUUGUUGUUGCUGCGCUUUGUUUUCGUCAACUAGUGGACUUUGCCUUGCAUUGCGCUUUGUUUUCAAUUACCGGCUUUAAUAGAAAAGAAUGUUUCGAUUAAAAGUAAAUAAAAGUCAUUUUGCCGCCGCUGCGGCUGCGACGCGGCAUGCCACAACAACCACGACGCAUGGCACUCAUUACCAAUACUUGCAAAACUCAAAGUUGCCAACGCUCUACUUUCAACGCUCUCUACCCCGGCUGCCAAUACCGCUGCUGGAAAAGACCUGCGAACGCUUUCUGGCCUCCGUGCAGCCCAUACUCACUCCUGAUGAGCACCGAGAGACGCAACAAGUGGUCGAAGAGUUUCGCCAAGGCAUCGGCAUGGAGCUGCAUGCGAAGCUGAAGCAGCGCGAUGCAGCCAACAAGCACACCAGCUAUAUCUCGCAGCCCUGGUUCGAUAUGUACCUCUCCGAUCGAGCCCCACUGCCGCUCAACUACAAUCCGCUGCUUGUUAUGCGUGGCGACCCGCGACCUGAGUACCAGCCACAGGUGACGCGUGCCACGAAUCUAAUAAUUAGCUCACUUCGCUUCUGGCGAUCGCUGCAAGCCAAUAAUCUGGAGCCUGAGGUUUAUCAUAUGAAUCCAAAGAAGACCGACACGGACAACUAUCGUCGCUGGAUGGCCGUGGCGCCCAAGGCCUUUGCCACGUACGCUUCGUAUGCCUUCAAGGCCUUUCCUCUGGACAUGAGCCAAUACAGCCGUCUGUUUGGCACCAGCCGCAUUCCAAAGCUGGGCAAGGAUGAGCUGGUGCAAUCGCCGGAAUCCAAGCACAUUCUUGUCAUGCGACGCGGAAACAUGUAUGCCAUGAAUGUACUCGACACCAGCGGCUACAUUGAGAGCCCCAGCGUAAUACUGGGUCGCCUAAAGAGCAUUCUUGAAACGGAUUCGCAACGCGAGCCAGCCAAAGUGCCGUUGGGUGUGCUCACCACCUCGCAACGUGAUGAGUGGGCCCAGACGCGAGAACAUCUAGUAAGCAAUCCCAAAAACGCUGAUCUCUUGCAGCGUGAGGUGGAUGCGGCACUGUUCUGCCUUUGUCUGGACUCUGAGGAAGAUGGCCUCUUCAACGAGGCUGACCCUGUGCCCAUGCUAAAGCACCAGCUGGCGGGCAAGGCAACGAAUCGCUGGUUUGACAAAUCCAUAUCACUGCUGAUCAGCGCCGACGGCGUCACUGCCCUAAAUUUUGAGCACUCUUGGGGCGAUGGCGUCGCUGUGCUGCGCUACUUCAACGAGAUCUACAGGGACAUGCUGAAGCAGCCAUUCGUGUCGGAGGCCACUCCCCAUACGCCAGCUCAUGGAGAUGGUAUGAAUGUCCGUCCGCUGAACUUUGAAAUUGACGACCGAACUAAAGCAGCAGUGGAAGCCGCUUAUGCCAAAAAUGCCACCAUCGUUGAUAGCCUGGACAUGAACUAUCUGCAAUACAGGCAGCUCAACAAAGGCACCUGCAAGCAACACGGCCUGAGUCCGGAUUCCAUCAUACAGCUCUCUUUUCAGUUGGCCUAUCGGCAGGCAUUUGAUCGCUAUGUGGGCACCUACGAGUCCUGCAGCACUUCAGCGUUUCGGCAUGGCCGAACCGAGACGAUGCGGCCCUGCACAAUGGCGACCAAAGACUUCUGUGAGGCUGUGCUGCAGCCAGCACAAAAGCAGCUCAGCGCCGGGGAGCUGCGCGCCAUGAUUGAUAGAUGCAGCCGCGUGCACGGCCAGCUUACCAAGGAAGCCGCAAUGGGCCAGGGCUUUGAUCGCCAUUUGUUUGCUCUAAGGCACACGGCACAGCUGGAAGGGCUGCCGCAACCGGUGCUAUUCGAGACUGAAGCCUACAAACGCAUCAACUACAAUAUAAUAAGCACCUCCACGCUGGGCACCGACACUGUGGUCGCCGGUUCCUUCGGCCCCGUAGUUAAAGAUGGUUUCGGCGUUGGCUACUCCAUUCAAAACGAUUUUGCAGGCGCUAUUGUGACCUCGUAUAAGAAUCAGGCUGAAGGCAAGAAGUUUAUUGAAAGCCUGGAAUCGGCAUUUGAUCAAAUAUGCGCUAUCAUUGAGCGCAGUAGCAGAGCUGUAAAACUGGAGCGAAGGAACUAAAUGCUCACAAUGGGAGAUAAGUGCCCCCAGAGAAGGUCAAAAUCAAGAUGUCAAGAUGUGAAGGGUGGGUCAAAAAGGGUUUAAUUUAUGCCUUUACAAUAUUACGAAGGUGUUUGAUUUGCAAUACCUUAUUCUAAGCUAUACAAUUUUAUUGGCUAGACCAAAAAAACAUUUAGCUUUGCAUUUGGGUUUAAAUUUCUUUUACGUAAAUAGAAUAAUUUAAUUUAUUUUGUCGGAGUUCUAUAAAUAAACCUGUUUCUAUUCCCAGUCA
This is a messenger RNA of Drosophila mojavensis, 2393 nucleotides long. RefSeq names its product carnitine O-palmitoyltransferase 2, mitochondrial (gene CPT2). The record is from RefSeq and is a predicted model, not a curated record. Lineage: Eukaryota; Metazoa; Arthropoda; Insecta; Diptera; Drosophilidae. Gene Ontology annotation, molecular function: carnitine O-palmitoyltransferase activity. Gene Ontology annotation, biological process: fatty acid beta-oxidation. Bases 95 to 2122 code for a protein of 675 amino acids. Gene Ontology annotation, cellular component: mitochondrion. The transcript is spliced from 3 exons.